Messenger RNA from Bradysia coprophila, 1947 nucleotides. RefSeq lists its product as uncharacterized. Lineage: Eukaryota; Metazoa; Arthropoda; Insecta; Diptera; Sciaridae. The record is from RefSeq and is a predicted model, not a curated record.
ACAUCUGUUGAGAAAAGAAGUUUGUCCGGAAAAGACAGUAAUACGCAUUUACUACAAAUGUCAGAUAUAAAAAUAUAAUUUAGUGGUCAAAUCUGAAGUUAAUAAGCAUCAAACAUUCUGGAUCCAACAAUAAGCACAAACAAGCAGAGUGAUAUAAUAUCUUAUCUUGGAAAGAGUAGUGAGUUUUUCUGCCAGCUGGUGUAUACAUCGAAUACAAAGUAAAACGAUGGAAUCGUUGCCUUUACUUUGAUGAUGUUAUUUUCUGGCUGAAAACUACGUUGGUGUGAUGCUACAGUGCAAUGGCAAACGAAGAACCUAUUCUUAUUCGUGUUUUCAAUGGCACGAAACUCUUACUGAGUACGAAGCGUUCGUUAGCUGGUAUAACAGAAGAAGUGUCACUGAAGUGGGGAGAUGGUCGAAUUCCUCGCAUUUAUUUUUUGUACUUUCAUAAGUCAUUCCUGAAUGAAGGUCAAUUUCAAUGGUGGUUGAGUUUAAUGGAACGCAGAAGAAGCCUUUCACCAGAUUUAGCUGCCGUAUUCCCAGGUGAACGUUUUAAGACAACAUCAUCGGAACCGGAACGAGUGUUGAGUUGUCCGAUUGAAGAAACACGAAUCAUUCGAGUCAGGUGGGGAGAUGAGUUUUUAGAAACAACAAAACAAUCAAUGGCUGAUAUAGAGGAAGAAGCGUCGCUUAAAUGGUCCAACGGUGAAAUGAUCCCUCGCAUUUCUAUGGACAAUGAAGAAUUUGGCAAUGAACCUGCUUUCCAAUAUUACGUUGAAAAGUUCUGUACAUGUAGACCAACAGAGGUAGUGGCUACUUUCCCACGUGACAUAUAUCAGUCUUGGAAACAGCACACUGAGAAGAUUAAUGAACGAUUCACUCUUAACGGAUUUAAAGAAAUUCGUGUCAAGCGUAGAGAAGAAAUCAUGGUAACAAGAUUUACAUUACUGAAUCUUAUUCGGGAAGAGGCAUCGGUAUUUUGGGGAUCUGGGCGCUUAAGAGGUUUCCAUAUUUACUGUCAGACCGCGCAAGCAGUACUCUGGAAUCAAAAUGACUUUCAAAAAUGGUUGACCAAUACAUGGGAAAAAUGCAGCACUUCAGAGCUAUUGGCAGUUUAUCCAGGUGAAAAAUUUCCAACACAACGUGUCCAACAUAAAAUUAUCAGCGCCGACAAAAUUAUUCGUGUCAAGCAUGGAGAUGGAGUCAUGCUAAGCUCAAGACGGUCACUAGCUGAUAUACAGGAAGACGCGUCAUUUAAGUGGACUGAAAGCAGCUUUUAUCCACACAUUAUUCCUCGCAUUAUUAUUGACAACGAAUCACAACAAGAAAUUACAAACGAAUUUGAUUUCGACGAAUGGUUGGAUGAUUGGGACCAAAACCCGACAGACUUAGUUGCUGUUUUUCCAGGUGUGUGGAACUGUGUCACACGAUUACUAUCACGAGUACUGUCCGCGUUAUCGUACGACAAGGAAAAAAAUGAAUAAAUUUUGAAAACUUAGAAACAGAAUAGCCAAUAAUUCGCUCGAGUGAAAAGCUAGAAUAAGAAGUGGCGAAAAUGCAACGUAACAUGUAAAUUAGAAAUUUUGACAACAGCGCGUGGCUCAACAAACAAAGAAAUAUGAUGGUAGGCUUGACGAGAUAGCCGAGCGAAAAAAAUGACAGAAAAAGUAUUUAAAUGUAUAUGAGGAUUUCCUUAUAAAUAUUGCAGGGUAAAUAUUGGAAAAUUGACCUAAAUUAUCAAAACUCAACUUUGAACUCAAAUUUUUCGGUGAUUUCGGCAAGAGGUAAAAAAAAUCUGCUUUUAUUUUAAAGAUUUGUCUUUUGUUUUCGUAAUUAAAGUAAAUUUAAUUAAUAAUUUGUAGUCUAACUAAUUAAAAUUAAUGAAUUAAUAAAAAUGAAGAGUUGUCCUAGGGGUAUCGUGAGUGGUCCUAUGGUAAAAAUUGUGAG